AGUAUUGGUCUAAAACUUAAUCGAUUGAAAUGUACGUUUACUAUAAAAACAAACAUUACUAGUGACACAGACAAAACAGGGUAUACAAAUGCAUUCUAGGUUUCCCCAAAUUUUCCACAUUAUGCCACCUCCUUAUUGCGGUUUAUCUGAGGUCCAGCCAUCAUGAAUGAGAGCAAAAUAAGUCGUGUUUAAUAAUGCACUUGUUAUACUUGUUGCUAGUAGUAAAUUUUUCAGUAAAACGUUCUUUUGUUUGGAGGUCAUUCACAAUAUAUUUUCUUUAUUGAUCUCAUUUGGAAGUGACUAUAAUACUAUAUCAAAUUAUUGAACUGUUCUUUUUCAAGGUUGUGUUUGUUAUGAGAAACCCAAAAGAUUCCGCAGUAUCUCGUUUCCAUUUCGUUCAACAGUAUCGCUUUAGUGAAGAGUGGAACACUUGGGAUUGCUUUCUCCAGUCAUUUCUAUCCGAUGAUAUGCCAGGUGGUUCUUGGUUUGACUUUAAUUUGGCAUAUUGGAAACAUCGAAACGACAAGAACUUCUUCAUAACAACAUACGAAGACAUGAAAAUGGACAUCAGAGCUGUAAUUGAAGAAGUUACAGAAUUCUUGGAACAUCCUGUUUUUGAUAAAGUUUUGGAGAAACUGGUGGAAAUUGCAAGUUAUUCGAGGAUGAGCAAGAAAUUUAAUGGUAGAAUUCCCAGUGGAUCAGACUCUGAACGAUUUACAGAGAAUAUUCCGUUCAAGUUAAUGCGAAAAGGAAAAGUCGGUGACUGGAAGAACUUACUUACAGUUUCACAAAAUGAAAUCUUCGACAAAAUCUACGAAAAGAAAAUGAAGGGGUCUGAUAUGAAGUCGUGUAUUAAGUUUGAGCUUUAAUAAAUGAAAUUCUCUAUGAUAGGCUGGGUCUAUAUAAUUAUAUUUUAAUUUUAAUAAUAAUCAUAGUUUUACUGUAGUUACAGAAACCACUGAGGCCGAGAAGGUAGAAAAAUUGCACCGAGCCUAGACCUCUCUGCAAGGUCCGGUACAGAAAUUUCAGUUUUCUGCUUAGGCCCUGAAUUAAGUUUUAAGUGGAAUUUGCAAACUCAACAUGGAUAGUAUUUUUGCGAUCCGUAGGCACCACGGAACUGAAAACAUGAAUUUCUUAUUUCGGUGUGUGGCGUCAGGAAAAUAUAGCAGUAAUGUUUUGCCCUACCUAACGUGUUAUCGUACUGAAUACUAGUCACUACGUUCUCAAAUACUUGCGAAAAGAAAUUAAUUUCUUGAUUGAUUGAUUGAUGGUGGAUUAAUUGAUUGAUUGAUGAUUUUAAGUUUCCUUUUUUUUAUCUUUUGAACGAAACUCUAAUAAAUUAGUAUUAUACUCCGUUACAUGUUAAUAUUAACUUUUGAAUUGGUUAGUUUUUAAUUAGAUGGAUAAAAUAUUAGCAUACAUUAUAAAUAAUAUAGUUGCUACAGUAUAUAUUUUUGCAUAGACCCUUUAAUUGGCUGGUACCGUAAUCAAUAAAGAUUUUAUUUAGAAAAUAGUAAGUCAAUGUAAACUAAUAAUAUUGUAUGAUCUUUGUUAAUAAUAGUUUUAAUUCUUUUAAUGAGCUGAUUCUUUAAUUAAAUUAUUGAGGUUUUUAGAGGAUUUUCAGAGAGACAAUAAAAAUAUCUCUACUAAUUAUUCUUGUAUGUAAAUUAAAAUAUGUUGUUGCAUCGUAUCGUAGUAAAUACUCCACCACAGUGGAAUGAGAAAAUGGGUCGCUCCACAGUAAUAAAGAUAGUCCCCACGAUGUUUCGUCGACAGCUUUCGGUGAUGCUGAUUGGUUGGUCGAAUCGGGGACACUUAUCGCGUCGGGGACUGCUACACAGUGCAAAAAAAAUGCACUGAAAGCACUAUAGCGACAGGAGAGUGGGGGCGCUUUCCAACGGAUCAGCAUCUAUGUAGAAAAUUUAUGAUUCAGAAUGGUAAAAUAUAUUCUGCUGUAACUGAAAGUCCUAUAAUUGUUAAUACCAUUCUCAUGUUCGUUAGUAUAGAACACAUAGCUGAUCGUAUUUAUUUGUAGAUUUUAAAGAGAUGUGUCGUAUCCUUAAACCUUCUUCUCUCUAGAGGGCGCACUCUAACAUUAUAUCCAAGAUUUUUCUUUCUAAAUACUGUUAACAUUAGUAGUAAAUCUGUUUGUAUAAACAA
Anneissia japonica is the source of this 2160-nucleotide messenger RNA. RefSeq names its product sulfotransferase 1C2-like. Gene Ontology annotation, molecular function: sulfotransferase activity. Gene Ontology annotation, biological process: sulfation. Lineage: Eukaryota; Metazoa; Echinodermata; Crinoidea; Comatulida; Comatulidae. The record is from RefSeq and is a predicted model, not a curated record. The transcript is spliced from 4 exons. Gene Ontology annotation, cellular component: cytoplasm. Bases 354 to 869 code for a protein of 171 amino acids.